CAAAUUAAAUAAACCUCCUGAAAGUAACGUGAUUAGUCUACUACUCUAGUCCUACGUCGAUUGGAUCAAAUUAAAUUAAAUAAAUAUACUUAACAUUAUUUCUUUAAACUAUAGUAUCACGUUUAAUUAGAUCAAGGUCAACCAGUUACACCCAGCUGCCUCUCUAAUAUGGAACCUGAAACAGAUCUUGUUUCUUCCACACACAGUACUGCAAAGCAAAUCCAUUCGCUCCAUCGGAGUCGGACCGCUCUUUCUCGGCAGAGCUACGUCGUCGUCGUUAAUUAUAAUUGCCGCGCUGAACCAAAUUAAUACUAGGAUGAUAGUUUUUCUGUGAACCAUCGAUCAGCGUCACGUUUGGAUGAGGUCAACCAGUUACGCCGAACCUGCCUGAUAUUCAAACGAGAUCUUGUUUCUCUGAUUGCCAGUCUAGCAAUGGCCAAAAAGCCAGCUCAAAACAAAUCCACUCGCUCCAUCAGAGUCGGACCACUCUUCCUCGCCGGGGUCACGGCAACUCUACUCCUCUUGACUCACUGGUACUUCUCCCAACCUUGGCCCGGCUUUUCAAAAACCCCGAAAAACGGUGUAUUGGCUUCCGACGGCGUCACGGCGGCCUACUGCUCGGCCGCACCCGCCGCGGAUGACCUCCGCCGUGAGCCGCGGAACACGACGUUUUACGACGACCCGAGGCUGAGUUACUCGAUCGAGGAGCCGAUGAAAAACUGGGACGAGAAGCGGGGGGAGUGGCUCAAGAACCACCCAGGCUACGCCGGCUCCGGCGAACGGAUACUCCUCGUCACGGGGUCACAGCCCUCCCCUUGCCCGAACCCGAGCGGGGACUACCUGUUAUUGAGAUUGUUCAAGAACAAGGUCGACUACUGCCGGCUCAACGGCUACGAUAUCUUCUACGGCAACACGUUGCUGCACCCGAAAAUGCGGUCCUACUGGGCCAAGUUACCCUUGAUCCGGGCCGCGAUGUUGGCCCACCCGGAAGCCGAGUGGAUCUGGUGGGUCGACUCGGACGCCGUCUUCACCGAUAUGGACUUCAAGGUCCCGUUGAGAAGGUACAAGGAUCACAACCUCGUCGUCCACGGCUGGUCCCACCUGGUCUACGAGAAGAAGAGUUGGCAGGGGCUCAACGCCGGCGUUUUCUUGAUCCGAAACUGCCAAUGGUCCAUGGAUUUCAUGCAAUUGUGGGCCUCCAUGGGCCCGCACAGCCCGGAGUAUCACAAGUUCGCCCAACUCCAGAUAUCGGUGUUUUCCGACAGGUUUCCGACGAUCGACGACCAGUCGGCGCUGAUUUACCUGUUGUUGAAGGAGAGAGAGAAAGGGACGAACAAGGCUUACAUUGAAGAGGAGUACUACUUGCAGGGCUACUGGAAGGACGUGGUGGGAACGAUCGACGACGCGAAGGAGAGCUACGAGAGGAUGGAGAAAGGGGUGGCCCGGUUGAGGAGGCGGCACGCAGAGAAGACGAGCGUGGACUACGCCGCGCUGAGGGAGCAGUACCUCAAGGCCGCCGGGUACGGUGAGGGAAGCGGGAGGCGGCCGUUUGUCACGCACUUCACCGGGUGCAAGCAGUGCAACGGGCACCGGAACCCGACGUACAACGGGGACACUUGCUCGGUGUUGAUGGAGAGGGCAUUGAAUUUUGCCGAUAACCAGGUGCUUCGCAGGUACGGUUUCGUGCGGCCGGAUCUGCUGAAUUCUUCCCACUCGUUAGUCGUGCCGUUUGAUUUUCCGGCGGAGGACAUUGGAGUAUACUAGUAACUAGCAGCAUUUUCUUUUGUCAAUUGCUUGGAAACUUGGUUAAAAUUGAAAUCUGUCAUUCUUGCUAGGUCAUUACUACUGUACGUUCCAUAAGCUUGCUAGCUUUUAGGUUCCCGCCAUCUGAAAAAAGCUAAUUUUUCGAUGUGUUUAUGAGGUGGGAUUGGGAGUCGAAUUUCUUGUCGAAUGGUUAAUGUUAUUGAUGUUUUUAAUAAAAACCAAAGAAUUAUUACUCCA
This is a messenger RNA of Rhododendron vialii, 2001 nucleotides long. RefSeq names its product glycosyltransferase 6-like. The transcript has a single exon. Gene Ontology annotation, cellular component: membrane; endosome; trans-Golgi network. The record is from RefSeq and is a predicted model, not a curated record. NCBI's taxonomy places the organism in Eukaryota, Viridiplantae, Streptophyta, Magnoliopsida, Ericales, Ericaceae. Gene Ontology annotation, molecular function: galactosyltransferase activity. The coding region runs from base 433 to 1764 and encodes 443 amino acids.